Cinclus cinclus is the source of this 981-nucleotide messenger RNA. Its product is annotated as ras-related protein Rab-11A-like. Lineage: Eukaryota; Metazoa; Chordata; Aves; Passeriformes; Cinclidae. Gene Ontology annotation, cellular component: recycling endosome. Gene Ontology annotation, biological process: constitutive secretory pathway; regulated exocytosis. The transcript is spliced from 7 exons. Gene Ontology annotation, molecular function: GTP binding; GTPase activity. Bases 1 to 981 code for a protein of 326 amino acids. The record is from RefSeq and is a predicted model, not a curated record.
AUGCGGGGCAAGGACGAUGAGUACGAUUAUCUCUUCAAAGGUGGGUCUGCUGCCCGGCCGUGCCCGCGCUCGGUCUCAACCCGCUGCCGUCACGGCUGGCUCCACGCAGCACCCUCGACGUGGGACUGGGAGCUGGGGCAUCCUGCCCACAAGGCCCCAAGUAAUUCUAGCCACCGACACGACGUAAUUCCAACCAGCAACGUGCUGGUAGCCCCUGGCUCCUUGCGCACCUCCCCUGGCCGCUGCCCAGGAAAAUCGUCCUCCCUGGAGUUAGUCUGGGACCUGAAUGUCAGUGAAUAUGGUGCUUUCCCAUCCCCAGGGACAGAAACUUCUGGCAACUUCCCAGUGAGGGCAGGGAUUUUCUCAAGGGUUGUACUCAUUGGGGACUCAGGGGUGGGGAAGAGCAACCUGCUCUCGCGCUUUACCCGCAAUGAGUUCAACCUGGAGAGCAAGAGCACCAUCGGGGUGGAGUUUGCCACGAGGAGCAUCCAGGUGGACAACAAGACGGUGAAGGCUCAGAUCUGGGACACAGCCGGGCAGGAGCGGUACCGAGCCAUCACCUCAGCGUACUACCGGGGGGCAGUGGGAGCUCUCCUCGUCUAUGACAUUGCCAAAUACCUGACAUAUGAGAAUGCAGAGCGCUGGCUGAAGGAGCUGCAGGACCAUGCUGAUGCCAACAUUGUCAUCAUGCUGGUGGGCAACAAGAGUGACCUGAGGCACCUGCGGGCUGUGCCCACCGAUGAGGCCAGGAGCUUUGCAGAGAAGAACGGGCUGUCCUUCCUUGAGACAUCUGCUCUGGAUUCCACCAAUGUGGAGACAGCUUUCCACAACAUCCUCUCAGAGAUCUACCGCAUCGUGUCCCAGAGACAGAUCACUGGCCAGCCAGAGUCCGAGUUUGGCCCCUCCACCACCAUUGAGCCCAUCCGGGUGCUGCCCACGCAGCAGGAGGGCCGGCAGGCGCCCUGCUGCCAGAACAUCUGA